Salvia hispanica is the source of this 834-nucleotide messenger RNA. NCBI's taxonomy places the organism in Eukaryota, Viridiplantae, Streptophyta, Magnoliopsida, Lamiales, Lamiaceae. The record is from RefSeq and is a predicted model, not a curated record.
AUGUCUUCUUUCUCAAUAGAAGAUUUUGUUGGGAAUGGAUGUCUGAAAGAAUUGUUGCCAAGGCUGCUAGAUGAAGGCUGGGACGAUGUACCUACUUUGAAGGUAAUGAAUUCUGAAGACAUGGAUGAUAUCGGACUGACUCGACAGCAGAAGGAUGCAAUUGAAAUUAGGUCAUACCUGCAUGACCGGACGCUGAUGCAGUACGGGGAUCAGUUAGAGGCCACUAGGAAGAGUUUGCCUGAGCUUCUUGGCUUGAGUAAUGAAGAUCUUGCAUCUCAAUUUGGAAUGAAACGAGGCCAUAUUGCUCGUUUCAUGAACAGAAGCACUGCGUGCUCACCGGAUCCAUUGCCAGCAUCGUAUACCAUCCCAGCAAGGAGGCGAAACAGCUUGCCAUCCAGAAAUAGUAGCAUACAUAAGAGUCAGCUCACACCUGCGAACUCCAAUAAACUUGUUACGCUGAGAUCGUCUGGCAGAAGCAGUUCUGGUUCUGAUUUUACCGUGGAACAGUCCAUGGCAAGCUUUAAAAUCAAGGAUGGAUAUGUCUUCAAGGGGAUUGUUGCAGCAAUGCCGGCAGAGCCUAGGGCGUGUGGCUGUGUGGAACCUCCCCCAGUAGUCGAGAAUGUAGCUCCUUACUCCACGAUAGAGAAUAUCUCUGUCCAGAAACUAACUCCAGAAUACAAGAUUGGAAUGGAGCGGUUGAUCAAGUCAAAGACACCACCAAUGAAGGCAUCAGAGCUGUGGCGAGAGAAACCGGCUCUAUUUGUCUGCAUUCGUAGGCCUGGGUACGAUUUCAUUCAAAUAAGCGCUAAAGUUCAAGUCAUAAACUAUAAUUAA